UAUGGGGUGAGCACUCUAGUCAAAUGGUUCUGCUGGAGCAGGCGUGAUGAAUUAUAGUGUCUAAUUUGAAUAGGGGUUUCUGCAGGAUAGGCUAUUGCUUCUUCCGUAUUUCAAAGUCCACUUGUAACUUCCGUGUUUCGAAGGCUAUCUCACUGGGUCAAGCGGUUUAUCACAAUGAGGUCCAUCCCGGAAGACUUGACGACACUCAUUUCAGAUCUGGAAACGUUUUUAACCGAUGUCCUUAAAGGGGAGAAUUUGAGCAAGAAAGCAAAAGAGAAAAAGGAUGCCUUUAUCAAGCGCAUUAAAGAUGUGAAAUCGAGCUACUCUCAAGAUUUCAAGGACAAACGAGAUGAAGAGCUUCCAGAGCCUGAUGAAGCGGACACUAACGAUGGAGGAUCACUGCAGUCAGAGCAGACUGACAGAGAUGAGGAAAGCGCUUAUGAUGGAGUUCAACAGUCUCCUCCGGUGGCAGCUCAGGAUCUUCAGUCCAUUUUAAAGAGUGGCUAUCUGGAGAAGCGCAGAAAGGAUCACAGCUUCUUUGGCAAUGAAUGGCAGAAGAGAUGGUGUGCUUUAAGCAACAACAUAUUCUACUACUAUGGCAGUGAGAAAGAUAAACAGCAGAAGGGAGAGUUUAAUAUUGUCGGAUACACAGUCAAAAUGAACAACACCCUGCGGAAAGAUGCAAAGCGAGAUUGCUGCUUUGAGAUCUCUGCUCCAGACAAGCGUGUAUAUCAGUUCUGUGCUGCGUCUGAGAAAGAUUCAAAAGAGUGGGUGGAGCACAUUGACUUUCUGAUCAAAGACAUGGGUGGAGUCAUUCCUGAAGAUGAAGAAGAGUAUGAUGACUGCUUACCUAUGAACCAACCAACCAACCAUCCUGCACCUAUUGAUGAUGACAUUUAUGAAGAACUCCCAGAGGAAGAUACACCCCAACCUGUUAAACCAACAGUGACCCUGGCCAACAAACCCCCACCACCAUCUACCCCUGUGACAGCAGUGACCAAGAGCACAGACUACGCCAAUUACUUCCAGGGCUUGUGGGAUUGUGCUGGAGAGCAUCCCGAUGAGCUGUCCUUCAAGCGAGGAGACACCAUCUACAUCCUCAAUAAACAGCAGAAGGGAGAGUUUAAUAUUGUCGGAUACACAGUCAAAAUGAACAACACCCUGCGGAAAGAUGCAAAGCGAGAUUGCUGCUUUGAGAUCUCUGCUCCAGACAAGCGUGUAUAUCAGUUCUGUGCUGCGUCUGAGAAAGAUUCAAAAGAGUGGGUGGAGCACAUUGACUUUCUGAUCAAAGACAUGGGUGGAGUCAUUCCUGAAGAUGAAGAAGAGUAUGAUGACUGCUUACCUAUGAACCAACCAACCAACCAUCCUGCACCUAUUGAUGAUGACAUUUAUGAAGAACUCCCAGAGGAAGAUACACCCCAACCUGUUAAACCAACAGUGACCCUGGCCAACAAACCCCCACCACCAUCUACCCCUGUGACAGCAGUGACCAAGAGCACAGACUACGCCAAUUACUUCCAGGGCUUGUGGGAUUGUGCUGGAGAGCAUCCCGAUGAGCUGUCCUUCAAGCGAGGAGACACCAUCUACAUCCUCAGCAAGGAGUAUGACAUGUUUGGCUGGUGGGUGGGGGAGAUGAAAGGGGCCAUCGGAAUCGUGCCUAAGGAGUAUCUUCUCGAUUUGUACGUGCUGUAAAGGGUCUGAGGAAAACUCUGAUGGCCUGCUGUUGUAGCUUCAUGUUCCACAAGUCGCUUACUCUUUCUGUGUGUUUCUAUUAUUCUGUGUGAUAUGUAAAGCAAACUGCCAGUUCAAAAGCACAAGUGAUUGUGAAAUACAUGAAGGAUGUGAAGCUUAUCUUUUGCUGAUUAUUUAAUUAUCACGUGUGGACUGAGUGAAUGUAACCCUCUUUUUUUGUCUUUCAAAGGCAUUCAGUUGUAGGUAAAAACCUGUAUGAAAUAAAGCUU
This is a messenger RNA of Sinocyclocheilus anshuiensis, 1961 nucleotides long. Its product is annotated as src kinase-associated phosphoprotein 2-like. Gene Ontology annotation, molecular function: protein binding. The record is from RefSeq and is a predicted model, not a curated record. The transcript is spliced from 18 exons. Lineage: Eukaryota; Metazoa; Chordata; Actinopteri; Cypriniformes; Cyprinidae. Gene Ontology annotation, cellular component: cytoplasm; plasma membrane. The coding region runs from base 175 to 1692 and encodes 505 amino acids.